GCUCAAAAAGGAAUGAGUGACUUGUUACGUAACGCAUGUGCUGAAGCCAAGGAAGGUAAUUCCACCAUCAAACAACAGGUCCGUGACAUUGGCAACAAGUUUUUAAACUCUGUUGAAAUAAGUGCACAAGAAGCAGUGUACAUCAUUCUGCAACUUCCCAUGAGAAAAUCUUCUCGAAAUGUUGUAUUCAUCAACACAUCUCCUCCAAAUGAUCGUGUUGAACUGUUGAAACCUCUCAGUGAGAUUGAGAAGAUGUCAAACGAGUCUGAAGAAAUUCACUCUGGUGGACUUCUGAAACGAUAUGUAGAACGACCAGACAGUUUAAAAAAUAUUACAUUAGCUGACUGGGCAGCUUGGUACGACUCAUCUGGGCUGAACAAGUACACGAAAUCUGUUAAAAAAUCAGAUAUUGACAUAAAUAAUGAUGAUGACCUAGGUGUUCAAAACA
Paramuricea clavata is the source of this 448-nucleotide messenger RNA. NCBI's taxonomy places the organism in Eukaryota, Metazoa, Cnidaria, Anthozoa, Malacalcyonacea, Plexauridae. The record is from the annotation of a GenBank genome assembly.